Molecule: messenger RNA, 538 nt
Organism: Rotaria sp. Silwood1
Lineage: Eukaryota; Metazoa; Rotifera; Eurotatoria; Philodinida; Philodinidae
Source: the annotation of a GenBank genome assembly
CUGAUGAAAAUUAUUUUCGUCUAGCACGUAUUUUACCAUGUCGUAUUAUCGAAUAUUCUCGUAAAGAAAACAUUGAUUCAUGUGAUUAUUCGUCAAAAAAUGAAUUUUCAAUACAGAAUACAUUAUUGGCACAAAAAUGGUUUUAUGAACAUCAACAUCCAAUUAAUUGUACGAAUAAACGAUUUGUUAUUAUUCAAAAUUAUGCUUGGUCUGGUUUUGGAUCAACCGUUCAUCAAAUUGCAUGGGCGUUUGGUGCGGCAAUAGCAGAUAAUAGAAUUGCUGUAUAUCAAAUCCCAGGAAAUUGGCUUUAUGGAGAUUGUAAUUCAACAACACCAGAUUGUUUUUUUCUUCCUAUCACUAACUGUUCAAUUCCAUCCAAAGUUGAUGGUAAUCAAACAAUUGCAAUCAAUGCUAAGUUUGGCCAUUGGUCUAAAUCAAUUAUUCCAUCUACAUUUCAAAAUCGAACUUUUAAUUGGUAUCGUGUGCAAAUAUUAUUUUAUUUAAUUCGAUAUAAACCUGAAACAUUAGCUCAUGUACU